This is a messenger RNA of Psammomys obesus (fat sand rat), 1638 nucleotides long. RefSeq names its product HERV-H LTR-associating 1 (gene Hhla1). The coding region runs from base 1 to 1638 and encodes 545 amino acids. Lineage: Eukaryota; Metazoa; Chordata; Mammalia; Rodentia; Muridae. The record is from RefSeq and is a predicted model, not a curated record. The transcript is spliced from 17 exons.
AUGCUGAGCUUCCUGCGGCAUGGCCCUCUAGUGAGGCUGUGCAUGGGACUCGCCUGUACCCUCUCUCUCUGGAAUACAGUGUCUGGUCUUAAAGGAGAAGGCAAGAAAGACAAAGGAAUGGGUCACUUACCCGCAACAGUGUCUGGAAACAAAGGCCUCAAACAGGAGAAAUCUGGAUCCUUCCCUCAUGCAGCAGAGUCUUUCUUCAGAGAAGAAAAGAUGGUAAAGGGCAUAGAGGUUCUUGCUACGACAGAACUCCCAGCAAGGUCAGUUGACCUGUCUGCACUCAAUCUGACUGAACUCGUGAAUGGAAUGCUCAGUAGAGCUUUAAAAGACAGCAAGCAAUUCUUCUCCGUGCUUAGCAUCACUUCUUAUAGUUCAUUUGCCUUCCACAAGGUUUCCUUGGCCAUCUACAACAUUUCCAACCCAAAGAAAGUUGACCCGGCCAAAUUCCCUACCAGGUAUUGCUACUGUUUGAACAAUAGGACCAAUGACUUAUCAGAUUUCACAGCGUUGCUGGUGGACAUUGUUGGGAAUUCUACCAGCUAUCUCACUGAGAUUUUUAAAUCAACCUCCAUCCUCUCUGUGAGUCAGACCAAUGAAUCCGACUGUGUCUUCAUUUGUGUGAUGGCGGGGAAGUCAGGAAGGAAUCUUUCUGACUUCUGGCAGAUGGUGGAGAAAUCUCCGUUUAUCAACUACACAUUCACCAGUGGUGUGUCUAGUGCUUUGGGUGCAACUACCAGGGGAACAGCCCAGACUUUAAGACUUGAGACCCAAAGCCAGCAGUCACUUCUAAGAUCAUAUCCUGGACGCUGGAGCACACAGUGGGUAUCUGCUCCAAAGACCUUCACUUGGUCAAAGACAAGUAUUCCUUCAGAAAAAGAGGUGACAGAAAACAAAGAGAUGUUUCCAGAGCUUCCUUUUGGGGCCAUAGCCACACAGAGUAGUGUCACUCACACACAGCCAAACACAGGAAAAAUGACCAGAACACCAUGGGUGACAAGCAAACACACACGGGCUCCCGUGGUAUCCAUGUCUACGUCACAGACCAUGGACGAUAGUACACCUGGAGGGCCACCCUGGCCCAGGCUUCCCUCCACACCAGCUUCCGCUACAGAUGCCCAGAUGCUCAGGAGCACAGGAAGCCCAUUGCAUCCUUCUAGGAUACUGCCCACACCCACCAGACUUGCACAGUCAGGCAUAGCCUCAGGAACACUCACGCCUGGAACACAGACUCCAAUUCCAACCAAAGCACCAGCCCCUAGAGAUCCGCAGACAGAUGGUGUUCCUGCAGAGUGGCCAUUCACCCCUGAGUUAGAGCCAGCCCUGGUCCCAGCAGCCCAUCAAGUUUCAAGGUGUCCUCGGCCACUCCUCAAAGAAGAAACCAUUGCAGACACUCCUCUACCCCUGGUCAUGAAGAAACUCAACCCAUGCCUGAUGGAACUCUGCCGCUACUUCCAGAAAUGCCUCUGUGCAAGCCAAAAGAGGGAUUACAGUUUAGAAGCCACAAGGUAUUGUCUGGAAUACUAUUCUUGGUUUCUGAAGAAUGCUACACUGAUCUGCCAGAGGGUGAAGAGGGUAUCCCACUCUCGCACCUUGAAGCAAAAAUGCCUUGAGAAUGUCUGCAAGUUUGUGUGA